GCGGGAGAGUCUGCGGAAGAGACGCGUCGAGCUCUCAGCGAUCAACAGCUGGCGACGACAUCUGAUGCUGAUGCUGAUGCGGCAGCGGGAGAGUCUGCGGAAGAGACGCGUCGAUCUCUCAGCGAACAACAGCUGGCGACGACAUCUGAUGCUGAUGCUGAUGCGGCAGCGGGAGAGUCUGCGGAAGAGACGCGUCGAUCUCUCAGCGAACAACAGCUGGCGACGACAUCUGAUGCUGAUGCUGAUGCGGCAGCGGGAGAGUCUGCGGAAGAGACGCGUCGAUCUCUCAGCGAACAACAGCUGGCGACGACAUCUGAGGCUGAUGCUGAUGCGGCAGCGGGAGAGUCUGCGGAAGAGACGCGUCGCUCUCUCAGCGAACAACAGCUGGCGACGACAUCUGAGGCUGAUGCUGAUGCGGCAGCGGGAGAGUCUGCGGAAGAGACGCGUCGCUCGUCGUGGAUCGUUCUGCGGCGCGCGGCGCUGCGAGGCGGCGGCGACGACGCGCAGCCGAUCGGCUACGGCAGCGGGAAGGAGCUGGAGCACGCGUACGCGACCGAGCAUCGCAACGGCGCGCAGCUGCUGCUGUUCUGCACAGUGGCGGGCGCGCACGGCAGCCCCACGCUGCUAGUCCCCGCCGAGCUAGCCCUGCACCUCGUGCGAAUGCUCGCGGCGGCGUCGGAUCUCGUGGACGAGAGCACGAUCAGUCACUACUUCAACAGCCGGGCGCGGCUGUCGCGGCUGAACGCCGGGCGCGAGAGUGCGACGGCACAGCUCAUCCUCGCAGCGUUCGUCCUGUUGCAGAGGGAGGCGGCGUCCAACCCUCGCUGCCCCACGAUCAAGUCCCUCCUCGCGUCGCACGUGCUCGCGAAGCGCGACGGCGGCGAGAUGGCGGCGACAACGCUGCGCCGGCACCUGCUCAGCAGUCGGUUUUACGUGGACGUGUCCGGCGGCGCGCAGCCGAAGUUGGACUCCGCGGAGGUAGAGGCGCUCGUGUCGUUGCAUAUGCGGCAGGUCGUCGAGGAGACGUGCGCCGCGGACGGACGGGUGACUGUGAUAACGUCGCUGAAACCUGAAGCGGCGAAUUCGCUCGGCGGGGAAGAACGCAUCGGGUACCGGAACGGCGAUCAACUCGAAGUGAAGUUGGCCAUGCAGUCGUACUACAAGUGCCACUCCUAUUUCGAAUCGUUCUGCAGCUGCCUGACCGGCGAACGAUUACACGUGCCUGCGAAACUACUGGUGCAUUUGAUUGAUUAUCUAGUCGUGUUUUGGAAGCGCGUGAACCUGGACGACUUCGCCGCCGCGUUCACGUCGUUCAACGGCGAACUGAUGUUGAAAAAGAACGAGAGCUGCCUUCUCCGGCUGAACGAGUUACUCCUCUACGCGCUGGCAGCGCUAAAAGCGGACCAGCAGGCGUGCGUUGCUCACGGGUUGUUGCCGAUGCUGUCGUCGCUGGUCGGUGUGAGUAAGUCGGACGCAGAGGCUACGACGUCUACGCUAGCCGACUACCUGGCCGACUGGUGCCCGCGCGCUGCAGCCGCCGGCUGGUGCGACAACGACGAGAACUCGUGCGAUCUCAAUGCGCUGCUGGAAGCGCACGAUGCGUGGCGCCGCCUCCUGAAGGUGGCACCGGCGUCGCCCUCCACGUCGUUCGCCGACCUCGUGGAGAAACGCUGCCUGUCGGAUGCGGAUGCGGUUGUCAAGGGGUCGUCGUCAGGCACGCCGUACUCCGAUCAACUCGUGCAGGACCUCAAAGAGUCUGAUCUUCAGUUCACGUUUGGAGUGGACGAGCUCACGAAUGGAGAGGCACCUGAAUUAAUUUGCUCAUUUUGUCAGAAGAGCGGUCAUCUGAAUAAUGAUUGUCCGGAUGAAAUAAUCCCAGAAUUGCUCCCGCUACCUCCCAUGAAGACGGGAUACUUAAAAAUGCUGGAUUCUAUCUGCUAUGCAAUUCUAGACCAAUAUGCACCAGAUACUGCAGAGUUGCAAGAGAGAAGCAGAGUCCUGUUUGAAACGCAGACUUUUGUAAGGAAAGGCUUCCCAGAUGCUGAACUAUGUCUGUUUGGUUCCUCUGUCAAUGGAUUCGGAUUCAGAGGAAGUGACUUGGACAUAUGCAUGACUUUUCAGAAUUCCAGUGGCGAGGGUCUCAACCAAGCUGACAUAAUUGAAAAUCUGGCUAAGCACUUGAAAAGCUGCAAGGGGCUGUACAACGUCUGUGCGAUCUCUACGGCAAAGGUGCCUAUUGUCAAGUUCAAGCACAGAAGGAGUCAAUGGGAGGGAGACAUCAGUCUCUAUAACCUACUGGCCCAGAACAAUACCUCCCUGCUGAGCACCUAUGCUGAGAUCGACGAUCGAGUGAGAAUACUGGGCUACGUCAUGAAAGUGUUUGCCAAGCAUUUUGGUCUCAUCAAAGAUCCCUAUACUAGAGGAAACUUAGGAUGGGCUCUCAGUGCCCCAAAAUUGUGGGACUACAUCUAUGACAGGCUAAGAGGGGCCUACAAGUACUUUGGUGUACCACAAACUGUGGAAGGACCCCUUUUCACCUGCAUCAAAAACUCAGAGUCAAUCCUCUUAUUAGACCUGAGAGCAGAGCUACAAGCGCAGCAAGUUGAGGUAACUAAAGGCAAGAAGCUGGCCGAAACAGACUCCAUCAAAUCCCCAAAGACCGAAAGUCGAACCAAAUCGGAAGAGGGGGCAGCAGUCAGAGAUGGAAGGAAGUUAGCGGAUGCGGCUCCAGCAGCGAGGAACGAUGCCGCCCCUCGGACAGACGCAACGACAAGUCGCUCGCUUCCCGUCGCCGUGGCGACGCCGCAGCUGCUGGACGACCCUGCCAUCGUCGCCAGCGGCCGUCUUGCGCAGCUGCCGACCCCGCAGAGCGAGCGCGCCGCCGCGCCGGGGGAGGAGCCAGCACAGAGCAGCGACGUCUUUGAGAAGCUGUUUGUCAUGAUGCGGGAGUCCGCCACCGAGGCGUUCUCCGAGACGACGGCCGCAGGCGAGGUUUCACGGCGCCCGGAUGCAAGCGGGAUCGAUCCGGACCACAAGGUGUGGCCCCACCUGAACAAGAAUAAGCAGACAUGUGGAGAGCUGUGGCUAGGCAUGCUGCGCUUCUACACGGAACGAUUCAACUUCAACGAGCAGGUGGUCAGCAUUAGGCAGCUGCAGCCACUCAUGCACUUUGAGAAGAUGUGGAACUUCAAGACGCUAGCCAUCGAAGAUCCUUUCAAUUUAAGCCACAAUCUUGGCCAGGGGCUUCAGAGAAAAAGAUUAUCUGCUGGAUGCAAACCAGCUAACCGAUGCCGAGCCACCGAACGAUAGAGGCUGCAGGCUAUGUGGCAAGAUUGGCCACUUAGUAAAGGACUGCCCCAAUACAAUAAGGGCAAGAAGAAAGGAUGCCGUGGAGAGACAGCAACUUAUCAGAGAGAGAGAACAGAAAGAGAGACAAGAGGCUGGAUAUGGACGGGAAAGUACGAGAGAGAAGGACAUGUCUGAGCAUCUUCAGAGACCAUACUCUCAGCCUGUCGCCAUACCAGGUAGUUGGAACAAGCAGGUGCAGCAAGGCAACGUGCCUCACAUAUCACCUGCAUACCAUCCUCCAUCACCUAACUCACGCAGCCAGGCUUCUGUAGUGAACUCCCCCACAAGCCGUGGUCAUGGCAACGACAGCAGGCACUACGGCAACUCCCCAGCGACACGCAGUCAUGGUAACGAAAGCAGGCAGUAUGCCACCUCUCCGUCGAGCCACGCGCCUGGCACCGACAGCAGGCAGUAUGGCAGCUCUCCGGCGACACGCAGUCAUGGUAACGAAAGCAGGCAGUAUGCCACCUCUCCGUCGAGCCACGCACCUGGCACCGACAGCAAAGCAAGUGGCAUGCUCUCGACACGGCCAGUCAUGGUAACGAAAGCAGGCAGUAUGCCACUUCUCCGUCGAGCCACGCGCCUGGCACCGACAGCAGGCAGCCGGCGCGAUGCACGCCCCCACGCAGCACAGCGGCGCCAGCACGAGGACUACACAGAUGUACACGCAGGGCACCUCGAACCAGCAAGUGUACAAGCAGGGCAGCCCUAG
Priapulus caudatus is the source of this 4060-nucleotide messenger RNA. RefSeq lists its product as uncharacterized. NCBI's taxonomy places the organism in Eukaryota, Metazoa, Priapulida, Priapulimorpha, Priapulimorphida, Priapulidae. Gene Ontology annotation, molecular function: RNA uridylyltransferase activity; zinc ion binding; nucleic acid binding. The record is from RefSeq and is a predicted model, not a curated record.